AUGAUUGUUAGAUGGAAUAGUUCGGCCAACUGUCAACCUUCUUCGGACAAUAAACCCACAAUGAGCGAUAACGGACCUCCGUUCACUGUGGAGAAUGUGACUGAAUCACGUGUAGAAUUAUGGCUUACGGUUGAUAACGGGACGAAAAAAUCUGCUCCACUCACGGUGGGCACACUGGACCGGAGUGGUGAUGAAGCGAUAGCUGAUUUGUUGAUCAAAAAGUCUGAUGUUGGUGAUUUUCAACUGCAUAUUUGGUUUGCACAAACGUGGUCCACCACAGCGUCGAAGCAAGUAGCUGCCGUGACACAUGAUGGUUGUGGAAAAUGCAGCUCAUUGUUGCUGUUCAAACAAAGCGGUUCCGAGAUUCCGGAUGCGCCGAUCCAGAUUGUCAAUGACCUGUGCACACAGCAAAAGCCGUUGACGGUUCAAGUUUCCGAUCUCCUGGUUGACGCAAAGUACGGAACUGCGAAGCUCCCGACCGACACCGUGCUGCAGCUAAUAUCAGAGCGCAUGAGCGUGUUCACAUACAAUGAACCUCAAACGGAACCACUCGAUGGCGCUUCUUGUCUACCCGAAGAUGCUAUGCACCCAACAUUUUAUUUCACCGAGGACGACCUGCAACAAAUUGCCGCCUCCAGUGAAGGAGUCUUCAGUAUGUCCUUUGUGCCUCUAAUCGGUUCGACAUACCGGAUCAAAUUGAGGACCUAUACAAAUAAUGCCGCUUCGGAUAGUCAGACGGAACAUAUCACUAUUUCCGGUGAGUUGCUCAGGUUAUAUUCAAACAGUUAA
Echinostoma caproni is the source of this 789-nucleotide messenger RNA. NCBI's taxonomy places the organism in Eukaryota, Metazoa, Platyhelminthes, Trematoda, Plagiorchiida, Echinostomatidae. The record is from the annotation of a GenBank genome assembly.